Messenger RNA from Anopheles gambiae (African malaria mosquito), 1211 nucleotides. Its product is annotated as mucin-2. Bases 231 to 1127 code for a protein of 298 amino acids. The transcript has a single exon. The record is from RefSeq and is a predicted model, not a curated record. Lineage: Eukaryota; Metazoa; Arthropoda; Insecta; Diptera; Culicidae.
GUAUAAAGCCGAACGUUCUGACGCGAACCGGUGACAGUACGGUGCGAGAAGUGACAACAGAACGAUGAAAUAGUUCCAGCUCAGUAGGCGACACAGGAAUUGGAGAUAAAAACCUGCAAGAGAAAAAAAUACGGUAUUGUGUUGGUUGUGAUUGUCUGUGUGAUUGAAGUGAAAGAUCGGAAGGAUCUUUGCAGCAAUUAAAGUGUGAUAGCUAGAGUGUUGAGCAAAGCAUGAAGCAAUUGUUAGCGUUCGGUGUGUGCCUGCUGGCCAGUUUGCUGCUGCCAGCGGCAGCUAACCCCCGGUUUGACGGCUACACCUACACUACGCCCGCCGCCGAUGGGUACCACUACACGACCCCCGCCUGCGGGCUGCCGGAACCGUGCAAUCCCGUAACGACCACCGUCACCAGACCGACCACCAUUACCCGGUCCGAUGUGCGCACCGUCACCGACUACCGGACGCAGAUCGUACCGACGACGACCACCGUCACGAGCCGCACGACUGCCUACUCCACCAAGGUGGUGACGGACGUGGUAACGCAAACGCCACCACCGGUCACAACCACCCAAACGCAAACCCGCACCAGCACCAUCACCUCCCGCUCGACGGCCACGGCUUUCCUCACCGAAACGGAGCGCGAAACGGAAACGCGCACCAACACGGUCACGCAAACGAAGUCGUACACCUCGACCAAGAUCGUGCCGACGACGGUGGAGCGCACGGUGACCACGACGCAGCCACCGGUCGUCCUCACCGACACCAAGACGGAAAGGAUAACGUCCACGCGCACCAACACGGUCACGCGCACCAGCACCAUCACCUCGACCAUCGUCGAGCCGACGCCCGUGUACGAGUACCUGACCGAAACGGAAACGAAAACCGUCACCAAGACGACGGCCACUCCCGUGCUGACGACGAUCACCCGCACGCAAACCGUGCCCGUCGUGACGACCGUCACGCAGCCUUGUACACCGGACCGCGCAUACCUGCCCGUCCAGGCGACCUGCCCGCCGACCAAGGAGUAUCUGCCACCGGUACAGGCCGGACCACCGGUCGACUAUCUGCCACCGCCGAAGAAGGACGUGUCCUAUCUGGUGUCGCGCAAGAAUCUCUACCAGCUGUUCUAGUGUACCAGUGUGUUCGUGUAUGCGUGUGUGUUCGACAAAUCGUUCUCUGCCCAAUAAAAAAAACAAUUUCAAAUUGGAAAAUAA